UGAUAUAAAGCAAAAUAUACGUUCAAAUCUGGUGGUUUUUUUUCUCUCUUUAAACAUAUUUAAACAAUAGAAAGUUAAAAUAUUUCAAAAUAGUAAUUAUAAUUUUUCUGUAUUUAUGAAUGUUGAAAAAUGUAAAUAUACAUUAAGGAAGGAAAUGUUUUGUUUGUUAAAAUUAUUAUAGUGCACAUUAAGUAAAGUGAUUGUGAACAAUAUAUAUAUCUAUACAAAUGCAUAAUGACGUGUACAUGUACAAUCCAAUUUGAAAGAGCAAAUUACGUAUUUACGAUAUAACAUAAAACCUGUCUUCCAUAAAAGUCUGUUCAGAAGUAUAGUUUUUCAUUACAAGAGUCUGUGAUUUUUAGAAGUAAAUAAGAAAAAUUUAUUUUUUCCUUCCACUAUUAAUUUAACCUACUGUGUGUUUAGAAGAAGGUAUACAAAAAAAAUGGUUCUACAAUGUUUAUCAAAUUGUAUCAAACGAGAAACGGCAUUUCAGAUAAUUUUCAGUGUAUUAGCAUUAAUUAAUUUAGUACCAGCAGGAAUGACAGUUGGAUAUUCUUCUAUUGUUCUGCCAUAUUUAAAUAAUACACAUGAUAUUAAUUUAAAAAAUCAGGAACCAACAAUAUUUGCCUCAAUUCCAUCGAUAUUCAUGUUAAUUGGUUGCGUAAUAAGCAUCUACACCAUGACCUUUGGAAGAAGAAGGGCAAUUUUAACCGGAAGUUUAACGAAUAUUAUCGGAUGGGCAGUCAUAGCUUCGAGCUAUAAUGUACCUCAACUCUUAAUAGGACGAGUGAUAUCAGGAUUUGCCAUGGGAUUGUGUACAGUUCCUGGGGUGGCAUACAUAUCCGAAAUGACAACACUUAAAUUAUCACCGAUGCUUAAUUCUUGUUCUAGUCUUUUUAUAUCCCUAGGAACAUUAUUUAUUUACUUUCUUGGCUAUAUCAUUGAGGGGAAUUGGCGACUCAUUGCCUGCUUUCCUGUUUUCGUCUCAGUUGUCUCGACUCUUUUAACUGUUAUUUAUCUUCCCGAGAGUCCCCGUUGGCUCUUGAUUCAAAAUCAAGAGAAAAAAGCCAAGGAAUGCCUCCUUCGAUUACGUGGCCUAAAGACUGAUUCAAUUCAAUUCAAAACUGAAUUCACUAAUAUGAUUAUUUACAAUGAAUCGAAAUAUGGUAAAAAUAAAAGUUGCAAUUCAUUAUUAGCGAAUAGUAAUGAAGAAAUGAAUAUCUUUCAAAACUCAUGGUCGAAUGUAAAAUAUUUUUUUUCGAUAUUCAAAAUAUCCGAAGUUUGGAAACCAUUUGUAAUUCUUAAUACUUUUUUCUUCUUUCAACAAUUUUGUGGAAUUUACGUUGUCAAUGCUUAUGCCGUGAAAUUAAUAUCGAACAAUGGAAUAACUCAGGAUCCAUUUCAAGUGGCUGUGAUGCUGGGAAUUUUGCAAAUUUGCGGUGAACUCGGACAAAUAUUGACAAGUUCAAGAUUGGGUCGUAGGAAGACGGCAAUUAUUUCAGGAAUUGGAAUGACAAUCUCGAUAACGACUCUUGGUGUUUAUAAUCAAUUCCUUCUCUCUGAUAAAUUAUCCGGAAUUCCCUUGGCUUGUAUUUCAAUUUUUGUGACUUUGGGAACUUUUGGUUUUGUCAAUUUGCCAUGGUCAAUGAUUGGCGAACUCUAUCCAACGAGAUAUGUUCAUAUUUUAGGACCCGUAACGACAUGUUUCUGUGGAUUAUUUAAUUUUUGUACAAUUUAUUUAUAUCCUACACUCGAUAAAAUAAGUUCGAUUAUGUCCAUUUAUUUUUAUAGUUUUUGCUCUUUGUGCGCGACAAUUUUUAUUAUUUUCGCAUUACCGGAAACUGUGGGUAAAUCGAAAGCGGAAAUCGAAAGACGAUUUAAGAAACAAAAUAAAAGGAAUAAUAAUGAUAAUUUAACGAUGGAAUAAUAUUUGAAUAAACGAUAUUUCUACUAAAAAA
Messenger RNA from Leptopilina heterotoma, 1958 nucleotides. RefSeq names its product facilitated trehalose transporter Tret1-like. Gene Ontology annotation, biological process: transmembrane transport. The transcript is spliced from 7 exons. The coding region runs from base 443 to 1927 and encodes 494 amino acids. The record is from RefSeq and is a predicted model, not a curated record. Gene Ontology annotation, cellular component: membrane. Gene Ontology annotation, molecular function: transmembrane transporter activity. NCBI's taxonomy places the organism in Eukaryota, Metazoa, Arthropoda, Insecta, Hymenoptera, Figitidae.